AGAGGAUAAUAAACUUAAUGGAAAAAGAGAAAAGGAAAGAAGAAGAAGAAAAUAAGGCUGAAAGCAAACUUGAAAGAAAAGAGUAAAAAUGCGAAUGGCAGCGAGUGUAGAGGCAGUGUCUGAGUGAAUUUCUAUCAAAACUAUUAUCACUCAACGCGUUUUAGUCUAAUUUGUGUGCGGUGCAUUCUUCUUCUUCUUCUUCUUCAUCACUAUUAUGGCAAAAAGAAGAAGAAGAAGCUGUCUUUACUAGCAGUAAGAAGUGCUAAUUGAUGAUGAUGAUGUUGAUAGUAAUAGUGAUGAUGAUAAUAGUAAUGAUGAUGAUGAUAGUAAUAGUGAUGAUGAUGAUGAUGCGGAGCUGUGCAGAUGAUUCGCUAUGAAAACAACGUUGACAGAGGCUUUUUUCCAAUUAAUUACCAAAAGAGGAAAAUUCCAGGCAAAGUUUUUGUCUCUCGUUCUGGUUACCAUUAUUCUUGAUUAUUUUUUUAAAACUGUUUAUUUUCAUUUAUUUUGCUUCUCCUUCUCUCUCUCUCUCAGUCACCGACGACCGAGAGAAGAUAAUUUGUAUUUUGUACCAAAGUGACGGACAGGACUCUGCUGACUUCGAAGUCUGGCAUCUUAACAACAAGUCGGAUUAAAAGCUGGAUUUCAAGCAGGUUCUAUCGAAAUGGGUAUUGGAACCCGAAGUAAAAGUCAUCAAGGAGAAUGUUUGGGACAAGACCAGGCUUCAUCUCGGGUUUCAAUUGACGGCGAAAAAGGAACGGUUAAAGGGGCGACAAAUUGCAAUGAAGGUUAUCACCACCACACAACACCUGGAUCUAACAACACCGCAACAGCCCUGAACACCAAUGUCGGUAGCGUGUCCGCGAGUGACAAACGUCCGACGAAACUUUCCAAAUCGGACCAACAUCAUCAUCAGACACAGAUCGCAGACGAUGGAACAGGCGGGUCCGCUGGCGAGAGCCUGGCCUCGGCGGCUGGUGGCGGCGGCGGCGGAGCAGGCCAUAAUUGCACCACGACCACCACGUCCACCACUUCUUCUUCGACCAGCAGCAUUUCUACUGCAAGCAACAACGGCAUCAUUGCAUUUACCUUCACCAGAACUAGGGGAAUCAAAAGACCGAAAAGAGAGCAGAGGCCUCCCGGGUCUCCAGCCAAGAAAGUUGCUAAAGAAGUCAAAACUGCUACACCAGAAGCUAAGAAAAGGCAAUGGGAAUUAUGGACAGUUGAUGAAAAGAGUACAUUUUUCCAAGCUUUAAAUGAGUGUGGCAGAGACUUUGAUGCUAUACAGAAUAAUUUUGCUCAAAAAUACAAGAAAAAAGGUGCUCUAGCUAUGAUGAUUAAAAACAAAGAGCAAGUCCGCCAUUUUUAUUAUAGAACUUGGAAUAAAAUUUCUAAAUAUAUUGAAAUGAAAGACGGUAUCAAAAAACAUGCUCUUGAAGUUUAUGGUUUAAUACAUUAUGGCGAAAUGCGAAAAAGGCUUGGAGGGAUGAGAGCUGAUAAAAAUCUACACAAAUUAAAUGAAUUCAUUCAAGAAGGAUCUACAUUGAUAAAAAUUCGAAGGAAAAGCUUCAGAAUUCGAACACCAUAUUGUAAUGCAUUAAAGAAAAUCAACAAUGUUGAAGAUCCAGUUGAAGAUGAAGAUUCCACGUGCCGUGUACCUGAAAGAGUUACUCUUGAACUAAAUCCAAAAAACAACUCUGCAUGGUUCCAUGUUCAAGAAAUGGCUCAAAAUCCACGUUUACGGAUGACUUUAAAAUCUGAUCAGCAUUUAUCAACUGUAAUGUCAUUUUUACAAAAGAAAUGGAAACCACCACGACUCAAACUUAAAGAGAGUUUGAACUCAUUUGAUGAAAGUCAGAAGCAGCUUGUAUUAUACCCUCAUAGGUCCAGUAAAUGCUAUCCAGUUUCUCUUCAAGCAAUAGAAACAGCACCAAAGCCUGAUCUGAAGCUCAGUAACUAUUAUACAAAUAUAAAAGCACAUAAAGCCAGGAUAAUGCCAACAGUAUCUACAAAUAAUGAAAAUUCCUGCGAUGCUGCUUUUGUACAGUCACCAAAAUUAUCCUCUGAAAAUGCCAAAGAUGAUGGAAUUCUUUCAGGUUCUUUCAUAAAAGAAUCUGAUGGUCCAGUAACAGUUUCAGGAACAACAGAUUUUGCUGAUGUGAGUUCUGACAAUGCAAUGUUUCCCGAUACUAUGAUGUCACACAGCAGCAGUAAUGUUUCUGAAAAUUCUAGUCAACCUGUGUUGAAUUCUGCGGAAAACAAAACACUAGAAAUGUCUCCACAAGUGUCUGAAAAAAAUGAUGAAAAUAAAUCUGCAGUAACAUCUUGCAACACAUCACACACCACAACAGUCACAUCAAACAGUUCAUCUGUAGCUCCUAAUACAACAGACAUUCGUACUUCUGAAGAUUUAGAAAAAAUAAAAAUAAAGCUUCUUGAACAAUCUAAAAAGGGAUGGACAAUGAAGGAAGCUGAGAACUUGACAGUUGCUCAGCUUUUUUUAAUUUUUGGCAAAGAUGAACCCAUAAGACUUGAAUAUGAUUGGUCAAAGACAUCUCCCGAUUCUAAAGAUAAAUUAUAUGAAUCUUACUCUAUCAUCAAUAGGCUGCGAAGACUUGUACAUUUGGCAACAAUGGAAUUUACGGACUAUGUUAAAGUUAAAGCACCAAAGUCAAAUGAAAAACCAAAAAGUGGAAAGGCUAACAGUGCUGGCUGCGAAGUUUGCGAAGCUUGUGGCAAACUAUUGAAUCCUUCGGAUGCAAAAACUAAUUCAAAGUUUGUGAACAAAAACAUCAAUAGGAACGCUUGUCUUCAAAAUAAUACCAAAAAUGGUGCAAUUUAUAAGGAAUCUUGUGGAAAUUCUGAAAAUGCUGUUAAACGUUCACAUGACAAAAAAGAACAAAAAACAGAAGAGAAAAACGAUGAUUCUGAACGUGUUGAUGGAGUUUUUCGAGUACCUGUGAUACCAGGAAAAGGGCCACUGCCACAAACUUUUGUUACAAAUGAAUACAUAAAUAAAUACAGACCAACAAGGUAUCGUAGAAAAUUGCUUCAUAGUGCACAAAAGCCUGUAUUCUUUCAACGGACUCUUCUUCCAAAGGAAAACCCACACAUGAUGACACUGACGUUGUUGCCAAGUGCAACGCCUGUUACAGUCGAUGCCUCAUUCCUUCCUGUAAAUAAUCGGACUAGUACUGUGAUUCCUACUAGGGAUGUUUCUUCUUUGUCUAAUACUUACACUACUCAGGUAUUAACACAGCCAAUUGUAAGUACUCUUUCUGUACACAACCAAACAGUCCUGUGAUAGUGCAAGGAACAGUACAAACUUCAGUUGGACUAACUGCAUCUAACACUUCUUCAGCUUCUAUAUCUACAGCAACUGCUGUUGUAACCAAUUCAUUCAACACAGCAAUAACUACUGAUUUGUCAAAUUCUUCAACAUUAGCAGUUAAUACCAAUUCUUUAUCAGUGAAGUUACCAGUUGGUGUUCCUACUUCAGUAGAAGUUCCAUCUCAAAUUUUAGCCACUCCUCAAGAAAUGGUAA
Octopus sinensis (East Asian common octopus) is the source of this 3544-nucleotide messenger RNA. RefSeq names its product protein cramped-like. The record is from RefSeq and is a predicted model, not a curated record. Lineage: Eukaryota; Metazoa; Mollusca; Cephalopoda; Octopoda; Octopodidae. Gene Ontology annotation, molecular function: chromatin binding. Gene Ontology annotation, cellular component: nucleus. The transcript has 14 exons. The coding region runs from base 665 to 3304 and encodes 879 amino acids. Gene Ontology annotation, biological process: pattern specification process.